UAAGAUUUUAAUUAAAUUUCCCAUUAAAUCUAAUCAGAUUUUUUUCCAAUAUUCUCUGUAAAAACUCAAACUAUAACAUUAUCGUGUACGUGACAAUUGAAGCGGGCCUGAUUUUGCAUCACAAUUCACGUGUUUUGGUAUGUCGCGAAAAGAAUCUGGGAUUUUUUGCAAAGUCCAAUGAAAAAAAAAUAUUCUCAUAUUGCUUCUCGGUCGGUCGUGGUUUACACUUGAUGUGUUGUGUGUUGUUUAGUUUGUGUAUGAGUUCGUGCGUAUGUGUGUAAAUUAUUAUUGACCAAAGUUAGAGCGAGCAGCAGCUGAAGAAUCGAAAAAAUAAUAUUUUUGUUUACAUUUUUCUGGUCUUGGUUGAAAAGCAAAGUGCAGAAAAGUUGUGAAAAUACCCUGAAAUUAAAUGAGAAAAGUGCAUUGUUGUUCACCAAUAGCAAGAAGAGAGAAAAAAUUGGUAAUAAUUUGUUGAAAACUAUUGUUAUUUGUGUUUUCCUAUUUUGCAUUGGCAUUUGUAGUUGAGCACUCCAACCAACCCUUUUACCACCCCCUUUUGUGAGACAGAUUGUUUUCUUUUUGUGUGUGGCCCAAAUGCUGCGUAAAACAGGCAAUAAACUAAUUAUCAGAACCCAGCAACAACAAUAAUUAGCUGUUACUAGAGCUAGAACAACAGCAGCAACAACAAUAGACAAUUCAUCAGAGAUCCAAUACAAGGAUUUGUGAUCAAUUGAAAAACAACCUGACACUCUCACCAUUCCAAUAAAAGUCAAAUUCCAACGAGACUGUCCUCACACCAAUGUCCAUACAACAACCAUAAUUUUUAAAAAAUAUUAUUAAUGCAGCAACAACAACAGCAGCAGCAUCAACCCCAACAGCAACAAUCACAUCAACAAUUAACCAAUCAAAGUGUCACCAAUCAACCAACCACAUUACAAUUCCAAUUGCAGCCACAACACCACCAACAACCGAGCGGUUUAGUUGUUGCCCACACUUCACAAUUGCAAUCGGCAGCAGCUACGACCCAACCACAGCAGCAGCAGCAACAGCAACAACAUUUAACCAACAACAUUAUUGUUGUGCGUGGAUCACGCAACGAACAUGGCGAAAUUGUCAUACAGAAUAAACAGGACAUUUUUACAUUUCUCACGGAACACCAUCAGCAACAGCAGCAGCAACAACAACAGCAAAAUGAAAAAGCCACCGUGGCAACACUAACCCAAUUGCCGGCAACCACAACUGUUGCUCGAAAGACCAGCAUUUCUUUAUUAACCAAUGCCAAUGGAGGGAUUGUUGGUGGAACGGUGUUGGCUCCCCAGGCGGGUGGAGGCGGUAGUAAUGGAGGAAAUGCUAACACAGCUCAAAUUGUACCCAAGGAGACUAACACAAUCCUACUGCAGACACCCAUCAAUGCUAGUCAAUUGGAAACGGUGUUGCUGCAGUCUGGCCAACUGAAGAAAUCCAAUUCCACGGUGUCGGCCACAGAUAGGCCAUUUCUUUUUAAGAAUACUUCACGCAGCUUAAGCACUGACAGCAAUCGUUUUGGCAGCGUAUCCUCAGCUUCGGCUUCAACAAAUGGCGAUGACAAGGGUCCUUUUGUUUUGCAGACAUUAAAACGUUUAGAAAAAUCACAAUCAAUUCUGGUCAUACGUAAUUCAUCAUCAUCGGCGCUGUCGUCGACAUCGGCUUCGUCGUCGUCCGCAGCCUCGGCCGUUACAUCUUCUUCGAAUAUAUCAUCAGGUGCCAAUUCUACCUCAUCCUUAGCAAAUGUCUCAUCUUCAGCUUCUUUGGGCAAAUCAUUGACAGUGGAACACAAGCUAAGCUUAUCGUCAUCAUCUUUGUCCUCCAUGCAGCAGCAACAUCACCAGUCACCCCAAAUUCUAUCUACGACAGGUAAUGUCAACACAAAACCCAACACUAUCACCUUUACACGCCACAAAAAAUCUCAAACCAAAUCGAACAAUGGACAGAAUAAUGCUGCUACCAAUAACAACAAUAGUAGUGGGGCCCAUCAUAAUUCAUCCUCCAUUGGCACUGGAGGAGUAGGAGCAGGAUCCACCACCAUUACCACCACAAAAUUGGGUGAUAUUUUAGCCUCCGCCAAGGGACAGCCGAGGCAUAUUUUGACAGCAACGGCCAGCACCAAUACUGGAGGUAAUGGUAAUAAAGCAACAACUGGUGGCGGCAGUACGGGAGGUACCACCACCACUACCUAUUUGCGUUUGACAAAUGCCAAUGGUAGUGGCAGCAACAACAACAGCAAUGGCAACGGUAAUAUUGCAACUAUUGCUGCCAAUAUUGUCCAUAAAAAUCAUAAUUCUUCACGUGUAAAUCUCAAUGGUGCGAAUGUCGAAACAAUAGUAGCAUCAGCUGGAGCUGGGUCGGGGCAUGCAUCUACCCAAAAACAACAGCAGCAGCAGCAACAACAUUUAAAUUUGGCCGAGGUCCAGCUGAAACAACAUGAAAGGACAUCAACAACAUCGGCUGCCAGUAGCACAACUGGCUCACAGAAGACCCCAGGGAGCGAUGGUGAUCCCAUUAAACUACCAGACAAUUUGGAAAGCUUGCCAAGAGCUGACAGUUUCCCGUCACAACGUCAUCGCUGGAAUACAAAUGAGGAAAUCGCUGCGAUUCUUAUCAGCUUUGAUAAACACAAUGAAUGGCAAUCGAAAGAAGUCAAAACAAGACCGAAAAGUGGCUCUCUAUUGUUAUACUCCCGUAAAAAGGUGCGUUAUCGACGUGACGGCUACUGUUGGAAGAAACGCAAAGAUGGCAAAACCACACGUGAAGAUCACAUGAAACUUAAAGUACAAGGCACAGAGUGCAUCUAUGGUUGUUAUGUACAUUCUGCCAUAUUGCCCACAUUUCAUCGCAGAUGUUACUGGCUAUUACAGAAUCCGGAUAUUGUUUUGGUACACUAUUUAAAUGUCCCAUAUCCGGAUGAUAAUAAAAUGGCCGUCAUUGCGCCGAGCAUCAGUUUGUGGGGCGAUAAAAAAGAAUGGACAAAGGAGGAGCUGGUUAGCCAGUUGAAACCAAUGUUAUCAACAGUAACCUCAGAUGAUGAAUCGGAUUCUGGCAAUGAUAUCGAGAUAUCGACUGCCGAAACCGUUGAAUCCAUUGUAUGCCAGUUAAUGGAGAAACAGCGUCUAUCACGUCAGGCUGCCUUGGUCAAACAGCUGGAUUGUGGCUGUGGCGAUGCCUCAUGUGCCGAUGGUAAAACCUGCACUCAUCCAGUGAUGCGAAGGCCCAGUUUAAUUAAAUCUUCGAAUGAGAAACGUUUGCCGGCUUCCAAUUCGGUUGAAAACUUUGCUCACAGCGGUAAUAAUCCGGCCACACCGAAUGUUGUUGUGGGGCCAAAGCUCUAUUCUCGUUGGUUGGAUAAGAGGGCAAUACGCGAGGCUAGCAAUGCAAUGGACACGCAGAACUCUCAUUAUCCACAGCAACAACAACAGCAACACCAUGGUCAUGGUCAUCAUGCGCCGACUCAGCAGCUGCCACAGGAAUCGGCAAUUAAAUUCCAAAUUAUACCGCCACACAAUGAACAACAGCAGCAACAACAACAGUAUCGACAGCAUCAUUACAGUGCUACAAAUGUUGGCAACCAUCAGCAGCAGCAACAACAACAGCAAAUGAUGAAUAAUCGAAAUAAUUUAAUAAUGCAACAACAACAGCAGCAGCAAAUGCAAACAAAUCAAACUAAUUUCAAUCAAAUGCAAGUCAGCGCCAACAGUAACAACAAUGCGAUAGUCAGUAAUAAUAACGGUGUUGUUAGCGUUGUUGGUGGUGCUAGUAAUUUACAACGCUACAAUAGUGCUACACAACUUAUACAGCACCAGCAGCAGCAACAACAACAGCAUCGCUUCCAAAUUGCCAAGACAACCGUUACUGCAAUGGAACACAGUGGCAAUAAUUCGAGUAGUGCCACAGCUAAUCAACAAACCGCAAUUACAUCAUCGUCCAUCUCCUCAGCAUCAACCACGUCAGUGAUGUCCACUCCUACAAGUCAAUCAAAUUCACAUUCUUCGGCCGGUCCUGGGGUUGGUUUAGAUGUGAAUAUGCUAAGUCAUACAGCGAAUGUAACGCCCACCAAUGUCAGUGGGGGAGGUGGGGUUAAUGCCAGUAAUAAAAUCAACCACAACACAAAUAUCAAUGCAAAUGGAACAACAACAACAGCAGCAGCAACUACAGUUUUGCAUCAGAAGCCAAAUGAUUUAAAUGUCAUAAAUAAUAAUGGCCCCAAUGGCAGCAAAUAUACAACUAAUUACAAUCAGCAGCAACAACAACAACAACAGCAAAUAAAUUCUUCCAAUAAUAAUUCGAUGCUAGGCCAUGUCAACACCCAGCAGCAACAAAAACAAGAACAACAGCAGCAACAACAAUAUUAUAAAUUGCAACAAAGCAAUAACAAUAAACAACAUCCACCACAGCAGCAGCAGCAAGAACAACAGCUAACCCCCUCAUCAUCAUCAUCAGCCUCCUCAACUGUUGAACCCAUGUGUAUGUCACCAGAACAUCAACCCUCCACAUCCGUUGCCUCCACCGCUGUCUUAUCUUCACCAUCACAAAACACACACAACAACAAUCAUCACACUCAGCAGCAGCAACAACAACAUCAUAAGCAACCGCAUUUAAUGAUGCCUUCAUCUGAUUCCAUUUCGGAAUCUUCAACGUCUCUCUCAUCAUCAUCAUCAUCGUCGUCUUCAACUUUGCCAUCUGCAUCGUCACAGAAUUUUAUGGAUGUAAAUCAAAAGUCCAACAACAAUAAUAACAAUAUCGGUAGCACUACCACAACAACAACAACAGAAAAUACACAGAUGUCUUCGAACAACGAGCUAGAUACUUCCAAAAUUACAAAUAAUAAUAAUAUAAACAUAAACAACAACAACAAUACAAAUAAUGUGAACAACAGCAACAAUUUAACUGAAAACAACAACAACAGGAACAAUCAAUUAGAUGACUACAACAAUUGUACUAUUAAUAAGAAUCCAACAGGUUGUGCAGCAUCAGACGCUUCCAAUUGUAACAAUUCCAUGUCACAACAAAACCCCAAUCCCAAUUCCAACAAAACGAACAACAACAGCAACACAAACAACAAUGAUAAUUUACACAAUACUAAUACGAGCAGCAGCAACAACAAUAGCAUUGUUAAUUCAUCCACAAUUGGAUUUGAAAAUCUAGAAGAUGAACAGCAAAGUCAAAUCGCAACGCAACAACAGCAGUCUCACGUUGCCUCCUCCGAAUUGCAGGACACUUUGGGAUUCUUCAACGAGACCCUGGAUUUGUCCCACGAGGAUAUACAGCGUACCCUUAUAGCCAAUAUGCCCAAUGAGAAUACGCUGCUUAAUUCUUUGGAUUUCAUGAAUCCCAAUGGUGGUGGUCAGAAUGUGGAACCUGUAACUGAUGGACCACAAUGUGAACCAGAUCAGUUAUCGGCUGGUGCAGAUGCUGAUGAUGAAGACACCGAUGAUGUCUUUGCCCACUUGGAUGCAUUUGAUAUGCUCGUCGAAUUUCCCGAACUUGAUUUGGAUGAUAAGCAGGCCUUGUCUAAUACGGCCCUGGAACAGGCUGCAAAUGGUGUAACGGGUCAUCAUAUGACUGGACAUGAUUCCACGGCAGAUUCAUGUCAUCAACACCUAACAAAUCUCCCAAUUUAUGAAAGCAGUGGCUCUGCUGGACAUCAGGAUUUAUCGUGUGACAAGAAAUUUUUGAAGAUCUGUGACUUCAGUCCUGAUUGGUCAUAUCCUGAGGGUGGUGUAAAGGUUUUGGUAGCUGGUCCCUGGACCAUGGAUUGCCAGUACACAGUGUUAUUUGAUUCCCACCCUGUUCCCACGGUAAUGGUACAAGAAGGCGUUUUACGUUGCUAUUGCCCAGCCCAUGAGGUGGGCUUUGCCACCAUGCAGGUCUCUUUGGAUGGUUAUGUUAUUUCCGAUUCCGUCAUGUUCGAAUAUAAAAUGUCAGUCUGCCAAGAGGCUCCGUUUGAUGACAACACCAAUGAUUGUCUGUACAAAUUUUCAUUGUACAAUCGUUUGACCACCAUUGAGGAAUCACUGCAAACUAAGCCGGAAAGCGUUGAAGCUCUACCAGCCUCACAGCAAAUAUUCUCACUACAGGGAAAUUUGGAGGAAAAAUUGGUUAGCUAUUGUCAUCAGCUAACUAAGAUGACAUGGCAAAGUAAUGCCUCGGCUAAUGGAGUAACCUGGAAUGCCGGCUAUAAGGGUAUGACUAUGUUGCAUUUAGCCGCUGCUUUGGGCUACAAUAAGUUGGUGUGCGCUUUGCUAACAUGGCGUACGGAAAAUCCUCAUAUCAUUUUGGAAACAGAAAUCGAUGCCUUUAGUCAGGAUGCUCAUGGCUAUACGCCAUUGACUUGGGCUUGCUCACGUGGCCAUUUGGAGACUGUCACCUUGCUAUACAAAUGGAAUCAAAAUGCUUUGAAAAUCAAAAAUCAUGCUCAGCAAACACCUCUGGAUGUGGCUCUUGUUAAGGGCCACAAGCUAGUCGUAUCAGAAUUAUAUCGCUUGGAACAUGAAUGCCAACGAAAACAAAGCAGGGGUUCGCUCAGCAGUUUAUCCAUCAAUCUUAAUAAAUAUUCGCUAAGCAACGAUGAGAGCGAUGAUAAUCCCUCAUUUACAGUAUUUGAUACAACAGAUCCAUCACAACGUAGCCACGAUGGUGUAUUUCUAAGACCAGUAGCCGUGAGCAGCAAUCAAAGUCCCCCAAAUAGUAGUCGCUUUUCGAAACGAUCUUCCAUAGAUAGUGGCAUUAGCAUGGACAUCAGAAGUAAACCUGUUAAGAGCUUUAAAGAUUUGACACGUUUACACAGUUUGGAUGCACAUGACAAUUAUGGUGGUGGCAGUGGUACAAUGGAAUCUCAACUCGAUUCAAUUGCAACACCAGCAAAUACAACGAAUUCUUUACUCUCACCUCUAAGGAAAAUGGAUUUUGCCUUAUGCGAAGUAUCAACUGGUGAUGCAAGUCCUUUGCCAGACAAAAGUAACGAUGAUGAUGAUACAUCAACAAUUGAUAACGAAGAUUGUUGCAACGAUGUUGUUGCAAUGCCCAAUAAAAAUAUCGAUGCCGUUGUAGGGGAUUCAGAUGCCAAAGUGUUAACACUCGCUGAACAUAUCAUAGCUGCUAUGCCAGAACGUAUUAAAAAUGAGGCUGAUGAAAUGAUGGUUUUGGGUAGUCCCAUGACAGAACCUUUAAAUUCCGAAUCAUCGGGUUUAAAUGACAGCUUUAUGGAUCCCCUUUUGGAUUCACUGCCCAAUGCCCAUUUCGAUAAUGAAUUUAAUUUCGACUUCAACGAUCACACAUAUCGUUAUCAUGAAGUUAGUACACCCUGCUCUAGUCUAAGUCCUGCUAGUUCAGGACCGCUGCAAUCACCGGCCAGUUAUUCCAUACUGGGUCAUGAUCCAUCGGUUAGUUCACCCAGCCCGCCACCGUCAACUAAACAGUUGACAGAAUUUCUUCAUGCCUCCAGUAAUUCCCAGUAUCCUUUUGAGGCUGAUUUUAGUAAAUUAACAUUAACAGAUACCGAACAACGAGAACUCUAUGAGGCUGCCAAAUGCAUACAAAAGGCCUACCGUUCGUACAAGGGUCGCCAAAAGUUGGAAGAACAAAAUAAAGAACGUACCGCCGCCAUUGUCAUACAAAACUACUAUCGUCGCUACAAACAAUUUGCCUAUUAUCGUCAAAUGACCAAUGCCGCUUUAGUCAUCCAGCAUGGUUAUCGUUCGUAUUGUCGCAAUAAACGUUUUAAGAAAUCUCAAAACACCUCAACGCUAAUGGCAUCCGGCGGGACAGCUCUACACAACAGCGACAGUCAGGAUAGCACGAAUUCACAAUGCCUGUCGAGCUUUUUUGAUAAUUUUGCCAAACAGGAACAGAAUGCCGAUAGUUCACCGCAGUCGUGUAGUACCCCAAAGGAGACUAGCCCUUCGGGUCCAUUGAAACGUACUUACUCACAAUCAACACAAAAUCAAGCUGCCAGAAAAAUUCAACAGUUCAUGCGACAAUCACGCAUUAACAUAUGGGAUGGAAAUUUAACAACGCUGACUUCAGAGAGAACGAGCCGAAAAAGAGAAGCUGGUGCACCAACGCAGGGCGGAAUACCUUCAAAACUUGCAGUUUCAAGGACAACAGGAAAUUGCCUGCCCAAUCGAAAAGAGUGAUACUACAGAACAUCACACUGACUCCAACAUCACAGAGCUUGUCAAUAAUGACAUAACCAACAACAACAAUCAUCAAUGAAAAGGAAAUUAAAAUAUUUAGUGUAAAUUACCCAAAAAAAGAAAACAAGAAUCCUUAAUUAUAUAAGAGAAAGAAAAACAAACAUCUCCCACACAUAUUUGAGACCCGAAAAGAGGAAACUCUAAAAAUAAAAUCCCCAAACGAAGUCCACAUAUACUUAAACAUUUUACUUAAAGUACUAGAAAUCCACGAAAAAGAAACUUGCAACCUUCCUUAUUCCUCUCAAAAAAAAAAAAAAAAGAAAACACAACUAAAUGAGCGACAAAAAUAAAAAGCGUCGUUUCUUUGCAAAUGAAUUUUCAGAAUUUUACUGAGAUCUUUUCAUAAAAAUAAAGCUUUACUUUAAUGAGUGAAACUAUAUAACUAUUAUAUAAUUAUUACUAUUUAAUAUUAUAAAAUGAAAGAAAAAAAAAUAUUUCAAAAAAACUGCUCUUAACUAUUAUUAUAAUAAUUAUAAUUAUUAUUAUUACUGUUACUGAAAGAAAUUUAACACAACAUAAACAAGAAAAAAUCACUAUUAAUCUAAAAUAAUUAAAACAUAAUUUUUAAAUAUAUUAUUAUCUAAACUGCUAGAUAAAUAACAAAACAAGGCAGUGGAAUGGCCUCUCACACUCCUAUACACACACACACUUUUUAAAAAUAUUAUAUAAUUAUUAAAAUUCAUGAGAGUAUUAUUCAAAUAACAACAAACUAAAAAAUAUAUAAAAAAUAUUAUUAUUAAGAAAAAUCUUUAAAAAAUACACUGUUAAAACCAAUAAACUUAGUAAAAAAAUAUGUUUUUUAUUUUUUUCAUAAUUUAUUUUGUUUUUAUCUAAACUGAGAAUUAAGACCUCUUUAAAUGUUCUAAACACUUUUUUAUUGCUCUACACAUAUAAAAAAAAACUUAAACAAAUAUAUAUUAUUAUAAUAUGUAAAAAUCUAGUAUUAGUUAGCCACUAUAUUUUUUCUUCAAUUUGUAUCUAUAUACGGCAAUUAAAUAAACAAAAACAAGAAAUACAAAUGAAAACAACUACAAAUCGAAAUGAGAGAGAAUUUUAUGUACGUGCACUUUUUACUAAUAAAAAAACAUAUAUAUAUUAAAGUAAAAAAAUUAUAUUUAUUAAGUAUAACACCCCUCACACACCUAUACACCACUAUUUAUAUGUAUUCUAUUAAAAGGAAAUAUCUUUAGGAUUUUUUUUUAUUUUUGGAAAUUUAUCAUCAAAAAGAAAUUGGAAAUUUUAAAAACUCAAGGCAUCAACGAUUCUAUGCUACAGAAUUUCUGUGCUUAACUCAUAAUAUAUUUAUAUAUUAUAUCUUAUAAUAUAUUUUACUACGAUUUACUAAGAUUAACUUACUUCAGUUUCAAAUUUAAAAAACUCAUUAGAUCUUUACAGCAUGUUUAUAAUUUUCAGCAUGUUAUAAUUUUAUAAAGCAAACCGAGACAAUGUUCUCCAUUCGGAGAUUUUUGUUGAUUUUUUUUUAAUGUAUGUCAUAUAAGAUUAUUAGUAUUCCUUUGCGACAGCAAAAAUCUGUUUGAAUGAGGGGUAGACAUUUUAAGGCUUAAACAUAAAAAUGUCUUAUAGCAAAUGGGAAAUUAAGUCGGUCUAAAAACCAUAUGAGAGACCAGAAUACCUUUUCUAAUCUGAAAUUUUAUUGAUAAUAUUUUCAAUUUUUUAAAGCACCAGCUUCCUUGUAUUUAAAAGCACACGUUGAGCAUCCUGUAAGAAUAUUCAACCCAGACAAAAAAAAAAAAAAAAAAACAA
Musca domestica (house fly) is the source of this 9992-nucleotide messenger RNA. RefSeq lists its product as uncharacterized. Gene Ontology annotation, molecular function: transcription coregulator activity; double-stranded DNA binding; protein binding. Lineage: Eukaryota; Metazoa; Arthropoda; Insecta; Diptera; Muscidae. The transcript is spliced from 24 exons. The coding region runs from base 840 to 8168 and encodes 2442 amino acids. Gene Ontology annotation, biological process: regulation of transcription by RNA polymerase II. The record is from RefSeq and is a predicted model, not a curated record. Gene Ontology annotation, cellular component: nucleus.